This is a messenger RNA of Aedes albopictus (Asian tiger mosquito), 5041 nucleotides long. RefSeq lists its product as uncharacterized. Lineage: Eukaryota; Metazoa; Arthropoda; Insecta; Diptera; Culicidae. The transcript is spliced from 2 exons. The record is from RefSeq and is a predicted model, not a curated record. Gene Ontology annotation, biological process: DNA integration. Gene Ontology annotation, molecular function: zinc ion binding; nucleic acid binding. Bases 787 to 4866 code for a protein of 1359 amino acids.
AUAAAAUAUCAAACCACCAAAGAAAAAAAAUCAUUAAAAGUAAUGGGUCAGUCGCUUAAAUGCGGAAAGCUGAAAUGUCUGACGUCAUUCUGCGGUAGAGCAGGUACAGUAUUUGAAAUAGAUCAGUCGCUUCAAUGCGGAAUAAAAUGGCUGAUUCUAUUCUGCGGUAGAGCAGGAAGUUUAUUUUUUGGAAAUAGAUCAGACGCUUUAAUGCGGCAGAGAAAGAUAGACUGAUUCUAUUGUGAGGUGGAACACGAAGAUUUUUUUUCGGAUGCAGAUCAGACGCUACAAUGCGGUAGAAAAAGACCGAUUCUAUUCUGUAUUAGAGCUGGAAAAAAAGCGGAUGGAAAAAGGAGAAGAAUGAUACAGACGUUACGAACCGGUUGAAAAAAAAAAAAACAAGAAAAAAUAUUGUCGGAGUGAAAAUUGGUGACCAUUAUUAGAAGAACGCAAUAUCGAGAGCUGUCACUGAAGUGAGUAUGCAUUAUUAGAUGAACGCAAUAUUGGGAACUGUCACUGAACUCAGAGUGCAUUAUUAGUUGAACACAAUUUGUUUUGAAAAGUGUUUGAAUCGCGGUUUACAAAAUACAAAUUGCUAGUUCCCUAGAAAACUAAAAUUAAAUCGUGAAACGCGUUUGAAUUUGUAAAUUUUUCGUCGUUCAGGUGACAGCGUUGAAUGUGAUUAAUUGAAUAUUAUGGUGUAAGUUAAAUGAAAAUAUACAAGGGAGUUAAUGCAGCCAAAUUUGAGAUCUUUCAUUUUGCUCGAGGCAUCGAAGAAGCGUUCUAAUGGGUGACUUUCUUGUUGUUGCAGAUGUGAUUCGAACGCUGGGUUUGCAGAUGCAAGCAUUCGAAUACGCAUCGCAUACUGACGACGUCGGAAUCGAGUGGUGUAAAUGGCUGAGGUCAUUUGAAACAAUGAUCCGGGCGAGCAGAAUAACUGAUGAUGACUGGAAGCGGGAUUUGUUGCUGCAUUAUGCCGGGCCAAGCGUACAGCAGCUGUUCGAGACGUUGCCUGAUUUGCCGGAUAGUGACAUGCGAGGGCCGCUUGUAAAUAUUGAGCAAUAUACGCCGAACAUGACGAGUUAUGAAGAGGCCACAUCGAAAUUGAAUGCGUUUUUCCUCCCGAAAGAGAACGCGACGUACGAAAGACACCUGCUUCGUCAAAUGAAGCAAAAAGCUGGUGAGUCUAUCGAUGCUUUCACGGUCAGGCUACGAAUCCAAGCGGAAAGAUGCGGGUUCGGCGAGAAGGUUGAAGAAAACGUGAAGGACCAAAUAAUUCAAACUUGCCAAUCGACCAACUUGCGGAGAGAAUUGCUGAAGCGGGGCGAUGCGACUCUAGAGGAAGUGCUGCAGGUUGCGAAGAUUUUUGAAACUGUGGCGCAACAGGAGAAGUCCUUCAGCGGCAUUGAACAGAAGCCUCCCGCUAGUGAAGUGAACAAAAUUGAAGUAAACACAUUCGCCAAAAGGAAUCGUUUUGCCGAACCAAUGCGUGUGGAGUGUCACCGGUGUGGAUAUUUUGGACACAUGGCAAGAGACGACAAGUGCCCAGCAAGAGGAAAAUCCUGCAAUAAGUGUGGCGGCCGUGAUCACUUUGCAAAGAAGUGUCGUAAACGUAAGUACCCGGCGGAAUCGAGUGCAAAGCGUGAUCUUGGUCGACAAGAAAGGAUUGACAACGAUUCCCGUAAGCCUGGAAGCAAAGAUUUAAGCACCGUCAAGCAUAUUGUCGAAGCAGAGACGGAAUACGUAUUCAACGUUACGACACCUGACGGUAAUGGUGAAUUGCAAUGUGUAAUUGGCGGUGUAUUGACAUCAGUAGUAAUUGAUUCCGGAUCGAAGUACAAUUUACUGAGUGAAUCAGUUUGGGCAUCGUUGAAAUCAAGGAAAGUGAUGGUCUCCGGGCAAACAAAAGAGGUGUCAAAGGUAUUCAAGGCCUAUGGCGGCAACGAGUUACCAGUUAUCGGUGCAUUUACAGCGAUCGUACAACUCGGUGAUCACAGCAGGCCGGCUGAAUUUUACGUUGUGCAGGGGAGCGGAAAGAUUUUGAUUGGUCGAGAUACUGCUACAGAGAUGGGAGUCUUGAAGAUUAGCACAUCUGUCAACAAGGUUGAUGCGGGACCACCAGCAACUGCUGAAAAUCAACCAUCCACUACAGUUGAACGUCCAUCAAACAUCAACGAACCACCGUCAUCUCAUCUGGGUACCAUCAAAGAUAUGAUUGUUGAUAUCCCAAUCAAUCCAGAGGUCACGCCGGUUAUUCAGCCGUACCGGCGCAUACCAGUGGCACUAGAAAACCUGGUUGAUCGAAAAAUUGAUGAGCUGUUGGCCCAAGGCGUCAUCGAGAAGGUUAACGAACCAUCUAAAUGGGUGUCUCCGAUGGUCGUGGUGCCCAAAGGUGACGACGUACGCAUAUGUGUCGAUAUGCGUCGGGCCAAUGAGGCUGUUGCGAGGGAGAACCAUCCAUUACCAACCAUUGAAGAUUUUUUGCCACACCUGGCAAAAGCGAAAGUGUUUUCCAGACUGGAUGUCAAGAACGCAUUCCACCAGGUCGAAAUAUCGCAGAAGUCCCGAGAGAUAACAACUUUUAUCACGCGUCGAGGGCUGUACAGAUACACCAGGUUGAUGUUUGGAAUCAACUGCGCCCCUGAGUUGUUCCAGAAAAUUAUGGAACAGAUUCUAUGUGGGUGCGAAGGCUGCGUUAAUUUCAUUGACGACGUUAUAGUGUUCGGGGCAGACCAAGAGGAACACGAUGCACGGUUGCAAAUGGUUCUUCGUAGGAUGAGUGAUAUGAACGUUUUGCUGAAUAAUAGCAAAUGCGUUUACGGUGUAACCGAGCUUAAAUUUUUGGGACAUUUUUUGUCAGACAACGGAAUUACACCGGACUCUGACAAAUUGGAGUCGAUUAAAAAUUUUCGUGAGCCAAAAACUGCCGAGGAAACCAGAAGUUUUUUGGGCCUAGUAAAUUACGUUGGGAAAUUCAUCCCAAACCUGGCCACCCUAACGGAGCCUCUUCGACAGUUAACUAGACAUCAGAGCAAAUUCGUAUGGAAUCGAGAACAUCAAACAGCAUUCGAAGAACUCAAGCGGCAUUUGAUGAAUCCGUGCACGUUGGGCUACUUUGAUGGGGAUGAUCGUACACAGCUGAUUGCGGAUGCUAGCCCUGUUGGGUUAGGGGCCGUGCUUAUUCAAAUCAACGACAAAGGUCCCAGAAUAAUUUCGUAUGCGAGUAGGAGUUUGACGGAUGUAGAGAAACGGUAUGCACAGAUAGAAAAGGAAGCGUUAGCGCUUGUCUGGGCCGUUGAACGGUUCCAUUAUUAUCUGUUCGGUCGUUCUUUUGAUUUGAUUACCGACCACAAACCUUUGGAGGCAAUUUUUGGGCCGAAAUCGAAACCAUGUGCGCGGAUAGAAAGGUGGGUGGUUCGAUUGCUGACAUACAAGGGAAGAGUCAUCUACCGCCCCGGAAAAUCGAACAUUGCGGAUCCUCUAUCGCGACUGGCAGUUACCUCAGAGCAGAGCGGAAAGCCAUUCGAAGAAUAUACGGAACAUUACGUGAAUUGGGUUGCGAUUAACGCUGCUCCAGUCGCGCUGAAGUUGACGGAAAUUGAACAGGAAUCUGAACGUGAUGAAGCAAUUAAAGCAGUCGGAAUUGGUUUGCAACAGGGAGAAUGGUGUGAAGCUGCUACUCCGUUCAAGCUUUUCUGUUCUGAGCUAUGCUUUGCUGGGAAAAUUUUGCUCCGUGGAACUAGAAUGGUCAUCCCUGAGAACCUGAGAGCGCGGACCCUAGAUUUGGCUCACGAGGGCCACCCGGGAAUGACGAUAAUGAAACAGCGACUGCGUGCUAAGGUGUGGUGGCCAAAAUUGGACACUCAAGUCGAGAAGUAUGUCAAAGGCUGUCGUGGAUGCGCAUUAGUGGCAGCGCCUGCACCACCAGAGCCUAUGAAGCGAAAAGAGUUACCAUCGCAACCUUGGCAACAUGUUGCUAUCGAUUUUCUUGGGCCACUCCCAUCCGGACAUUAUCUGUUCGUGGUAGUCGACUACUUCAGUCGAUAUAUCGAAGUUGAAAUAAUGAAGAAAACAGACUCCACUGAAACAAUUAAGCGCUUGUCGACAAUUUUCGCUCGAUUCGGACUUCCGGUUACAGUUACUGCUGAUAAUGGCCCGCAAUUUACCAGCGAGGAGUUUCGGAACUAUUGUGAAUCUAGUAACAUCAAGUUGAUAAGCACUACGCCCUAUUGGCCGCAGCAAAACGGCGAGGUGGAGCGGCAAAAUAGGUCGAUAUUGAAGAGACUCUCCAUCAGUCAAGCCACAAACACAGACUGGGUAAGUGAACUUAACAAAUAUUUGCUCAUGUACAGAUCCUCCCCACACUCGACGACGGGAAAAACUCCAUCGGAGAUGCUGUUUGGCUACAAUAUUCGCGAUAAGGUUCCUUCUAUUAACCAGCCAAAAGAAAUCGACGAAGAAACGGCCGACAGGGACAGAGAAAAAAAGGAGAAGGGAAAACUAUAUGCCGAUGAACGACGAAAUGCCAAACCAAACUCUAUCACAGAAGGCGACAAGGUACUUGUCAAACGGAUGACGAAACCUAACAAAUUAGCUACGACGUUCGAGCCCGUGGUCUAUGAUGUCAUCAAAAGGAAAGGAGGAGAUGUAGUAGUGGCAUCAGAAGACACGGGUACAGCAUAUCGGAGACAUGUUUCUCAUUUGCAACGAGUUAUUGGUGAAGGCGAGCCUGGAGGUACGUGCGUCAACCCGUCGAAUCUUCAAGGGAGCGGAGCUACAAAACGAAGUGCUGUUGAUUUACCCGAAACAGAAUCCAGAUCAAAACGACCAACGCGGCAACCAGGAUAUUUGCGAGACUAUGUGUAAAGUUUGAUUUUGAUUAACAAGUUAAAAUAUAAUAAAAAGAGAAAAGUGAUGUAGUAUCGUAACGCUUAUAUGUAACCCCUAUUUAAUGUUUGCCGGUUUUGAUGUCUAACUCUAAGAGCUGUGGCAGUACAAGAAUAGACGAAUAAAGAGCAGAAGUGUUUGAGAGACCGAAUGA